UGUGUUUUUUGACAAUAUUUUCAUAACGUGUCAAAGGAGGUGCGUGUUUAUCGAUGUUUAUUGUUAAAGAAAAGGCUUUUUGUAAUGUAUGUGAUAGAAAUACCGAAUUUAAGUGAACAAAUUGAACUACUUGAAUUUUUCAAGAUCCCUCAAGGUUGUCACGUGACUUGGUGUCCGAAAAUUCCGAUAGAGUGCGUAGUGAUUUCGUUAGUAAACAUGUCAGAAAUAUGUAAAUAGUGUGGUAUAUAGUUAACAGAAAUAUUUCGCAACCAUGUCUUCGUCAAGAAACGAUUUCCCUCUGGAAGCCCUAAAUAUACAUGGGCCAAACUUCCUUAAACAUGCUUUAACAAGUUGUACUGAUCCUCUCAAGGCUAUUGAAGAAUUUCAGGUAACAAAUGGUAUUCUUCUACCUUCAUUGCGUCCGAUGCUUCCAUUACUUGACUUACAUGGAGUGAGAAGAUUAGAUUUUCACAUGUCCGUUGUUGAGGAACUUCGAGAAAAACUUAUAACCCACAUCAACGAAAUCGGUAAACAAGAAGGUCGUGAAAGAGACAGAAAAUUAAGAGAGCUGCUAGUUAAAAGUUUCCCCGUUGUUAAAGUGAAAGCUCUGAGACCAAUAGUAAUGGCAAUUUUAAAAAACACCCCCCUAAUUGACGAUAAUUACUUAAAAGUAUUAGUAAGAGACCGAGAACUGUAUAAUGACACCGACACAGAAGUAAAGCGACAAAUUUGGAAAGACAACCAAUCGUUAUUCGGCGACGAAGUUUCACCAUUACUCAGUCAAUACAUCAGCGAAAAAGAAAACGUCUUAUUCGACCAUACGAACCUGAGCACGCAAUUCUUCGGACCUUCACCCAAAGUGAGAAGACAAGGCGAAGUAGUACAAAAAUUAGCCCACAUGAUAGGAAACAGCGUGAAACUGUACGACAUGGUUUUACAAUUCUUACGUACUCUAUUUCUUCGGACCCGUAACGUUCAUUACUGCACCCUGAGGGCUGAGUUGUUGAUGGCGUUACACGAUUUGGAAGUCCAGGACAUAAUUUCGAUAGAUCCGUGUCAUAAAUUUACGUGGUGCCUUGAUGCUUGUAUUCGAGAAAAGAAUGUGGAUAUUAAACGGUCGCGGGAGCUGCAGGGAUUUUUGGAUAACGUUAAAAGGGGCCAAGAACAAGUUUUAGGUGAUUUGUCGAUGACUUUAUGUGAUCCGUACGCUAUAAAUUUUUUGGCGACGUCGGCCAUAAAGAUUCUGCACCAUCUUAUAUACGUGGAGGGGAUGCCAAGAGAUAACACAAUUUUGAUUCUUCUUUUGCGAAUGCUGGCGUUGGGAUUAAGUGCGUGGGUUAUGAUCGACUCUCAGGACUUCAAGGAACCAAAAUUGGACAGCCAAGUUGUCACAAAAUUUCUCCCGGCUUUAAUGUCUUUGAUGGUGGAUGACCAAGUUCGACAAUUGUCUAGCAAGCUGCCCCCAGACGAAAGAGAAGCGGCAAUUACUGUUAUUGAACACUCAGGGCCCCUUCCAGACGCUGUGGAGGCCUACAUCCAAGAUAGUUCCGUAGCCAGUAUUUUAGCUAUGUAUUACACACUUAACGUAGCGCGGCUUAAAGACAGAGUAGGAUUAUUAAGAAUUUUGACGGUGUUGGCCAACUGUAAGGACGACAGGGCUUUUGAAGAUCCGUUUUUGCAUUCUCUUGUUGCUUUCCUUAUCCACAACCCCGACGAGUUUCAAGCGGAAGAUUUCUGUACGGCUCUUUUUGACGAGUUUUUUUUUGCUGGGUUGUCAAGAGAGAAUGUAACCAGGCAUUUGUUAAAAUUGCUCUGGUAUGUACAUUCCCGGUUGCCGGCCAGUCGUUUGCAUACGCUCAUGAAAGCGCUACAACCUACUCACCAACACAGCGAAAAGGUUCAUAGUUUAUAUGAAGUACUUCAAACGAAAAUAAAUUCGCAAGAAGAAACGACUGUACCCCUUGAAAUGGAUAUUGAUCUCAACUCACCCUUGAUGAGUGUGCCAACGCCUGCUCCAUACCACCAAACGUUAUAGAAUGAUUAAAUUUGUUAUAGUUUUUUUAGAAUAUUAUUUAUAAUUUCCUUUGUUUUUUAAUAAAGAGCUAUACUAUUUA
Messenger RNA from Zophobas morio, 2114 nucleotides. It is a transcript of the gene NELF-B, whose product is annotated as negative elongation factor B. NCBI's taxonomy places the organism in Eukaryota, Metazoa, Arthropoda, Insecta, Coleoptera, Tenebrionidae. Bases 272 to 2035 code for a protein of 587 amino acids. The transcript has 6 exons. The record is from RefSeq and is a predicted model, not a curated record. Gene Ontology annotation, biological process: negative regulation of transcription elongation by RNA polymerase II. Gene Ontology annotation, cellular component: NELF complex; nucleus.